AUGACGGCUGAAAACUCGUCACUAUCGUCGUUAGGCACCAGCUCACGUGGAGAUAUGUCUUCCGAAGGCUCUCUGGAAUUGUUUCUCGAAUUUUUGAAUUGUAUCAUGACACAAGACUUCUCACAAGCUUUGAUUUUGUGCCGACAGAUUUUGGAAACAGAACCGGAAAACAAAGAAGCACGAGAAUUUCUUCCGUUACUUGUCGAGGCAAAUCACAUGAAGUCAACCGGAUUUUUCCAUUCCUAUCAUACACCAGAGGAAAGCAGUGCUACCGAGGAUGAAGAAGACUAUGAGGACGAACAGGAAUCCUCAUCUUCAGACAGUUCGGAGAGUUUUGAGUAUUCAAGCUCGGAUUCGGAAGGUUAUUCUGGCAAAAGAAAACACAAAUCCGGGAGCUGA
This is a messenger RNA of Echinostoma caproni, 399 nucleotides long. NCBI's taxonomy places the organism in Eukaryota, Metazoa, Platyhelminthes, Trematoda, Plagiorchiida, Echinostomatidae. The record is from the annotation of a GenBank genome assembly.